AAUCGGACUCUCUAGAAUCUUCAACAAAAAUAAUAAAUAAAUAAAAUCUGCUAUAUAAUCCAUACGCACCAACCACCAUUUGCAUCGUAGGUUCAUUCAGUCUCCGCCGCUAAGAGAGUUGACGCGCAGUUACAGUGUAGCUAAGCCAAGCAGAAAUGGCAGAAGAAGUGAUUCUUUUGGAUUUCUGGUCAAGCCCUUUUGGGAUGAGAGUCAGAAUAGCCUUGGCUGAGAAGGGUGUCAAGUAUGAGUACAGAGAAGAAGACUUGAGGAACAAAAGCCCUCUUCUUCUGCAGAUGAACCCAGUUCACAAGAAGAUCCCUGUUCUCAUCCACAAUGGAAAACCCAUUUGUGAGUCUCUUAUUGCCGUUCAGUAUGUUGAUGAGGUCUGGAAGGAUAAGUCUCCUCUCUUGCCGUCCGAUCCUUACCUGAGAGCCCAGGCUAGAUUCUGGGCUGAUUUUAUUGACAAGAAGAUAUAUGAUAUUGGGAGGAAGAUAUGGACUACAAAGGGAGAUGAGCAGGAGGCAGCCAAGAAAGAAUUCAUUGAGGCCCUUAAGUUGUUGGAAGGUGAGCUUGGAAACAAGCCUUAUUUUGGUGGUGAGAGCAUGGGAUAUGUGGAUGUUGCACUUAUACCAUUCUAUUCCUGGUUUUAUGCCUAUGAGACCUGUGGCAACUUCAGCAUAGAGCCUGAGUGUCCUGUGCUGAUUGCUUGGGCUAAGAGGUGCCUGCAGAAAGAGUCUGUAUCCAAGUCUCUUCCUGACCCUCAAAAGGUCUAUGAAUUUGUCCUUGUGCUGAAAAAGAAGUUUGGGAUUGAGUAGGAGGAAGAGAUAGGUAUAUAUAUCCAUAUUACCUGUGUUUAUGUGCUGUUUUUUAAAUAAUUGGCAAGGUUACUUAGCUGUGCCUUUGCUUUGAUUUUAGGGUAGAAGGAACGUAAUUGCUCGAGUUUGAGAAGGCACUUAGUUGUGGCUCUCAUAGCAUUGUAUUUUGUGCUCUUCCUUACUAGUAUUUGUGUAUGUAUUCUGGAGGAAUGCAUUUGCCGUCGUCAUCUGCAUUUUGUUUACAUGAUAGUAGCUUCUUUUUUAUAUGUCAUAUAUAUGAUGAGAUCUAUUAUGAAUGAAAGAGUGAAUGUUAUCAAA
Messenger RNA from Hevea brasiliensis (rubber tree), 1133 nucleotides. RefSeq names its product probable glutathione S-transferase. Gene Ontology annotation, molecular function: glutathione transferase activity. Bases 156 to 815 code for a protein of 219 amino acids. The transcript is spliced from 2 exons. Gene Ontology annotation, cellular component: cytoplasm. Gene Ontology annotation, biological process: glutathione metabolic process. NCBI's taxonomy places the organism in Eukaryota, Viridiplantae, Streptophyta, Magnoliopsida, Malpighiales, Euphorbiaceae. The record is from RefSeq and is a predicted model, not a curated record.